This is a messenger RNA of Eutrema salsugineum, 1337 nucleotides long. RefSeq names its product cilia- and flagella-associated protein 251. Lineage: Eukaryota; Viridiplantae; Streptophyta; Magnoliopsida; Brassicales; Brassicaceae. The coding region runs from base 57 to 1103 and encodes 348 amino acids. The record is from RefSeq and is a predicted model, not a curated record. The transcript has a single exon.
GAUCGAUCCAAAAACCAAAGCCAAAAAAAUAAAACAAAAGCAGAGAAGGAAAGGCGAUGAUCAAAGGAAGAGAUGGAAACAGAGGAUCCACUUCUUCUGGUUACUCUGCAGAUUUGUUGGUUUGUUUCCCUUCAAGAGCCCACUUAGCUCUUACUCCUAAGCCCAUUUGUAGCCCGUCCCGUCCCUCCGACACCAACACUCGUCGUCCCCACCACCGUCGCAAGCUCAGCAGACUCUCCGGCGGCGGCGGAGGAGGACACGGAAGUCCUGUUUUGUGGGCUAAACAAGCAAGCAGUAAGAAUAUGGGCGGUGAUGUUAUAGCCGAACCCACUUCGCCUAAAGUCACUUGCGCCGGUCAGAUCAAAGUCCGGCCGAGCAAAGGAAAGAAUUGGCAAUCGAUGAUGGCGGAGUUCGAGAAGAUUCAUCGCAAUAAAUCGGAGGGAAAGUUUCUUGGAUUGAAGAAAGACGUGAUGGGUUUCCUGACUUGUCUCAGAAAUAUCAGAUUCGAUUUCAGGUGUUUUGGUGAUUUCCGACAUGCCGAUAUCACUAGCGACGACGACGAGGAGGAAGGUGAUGAUGAUGAUGAUGAUGACGAUGGAGAAGAAAAAGAAGAAAAGGAAGAAGAGGAGAAGUCGAAGACACUUUUCUCUAAAUGGUAUAUGGUUUUACAAGAGGAACAGAGCAACAACGAUGAUCACAAGAAGAACAACAAUUGCGUCGUUGAUGAAAAACACGAUCUUGAAAACUCAGACGCAGAACCGGCGGUUCCACCUCCAAACGCGCUUUUGCUGAUGAGGUGUAGAUCGGCUCCAGCGAAGAGUUGGUUAGAAGAGAGAAUGCAAGCAAAAACAGAGCAAGCUAACAGAGAAGAACAACAAGAAGAGGAGGAGGAAGAAGAAACAGAGGAUCAAGAGAUGAGUACGGAGAAGAAGCAAAAGAAGAAGAAGGAUUUGAGAUCACUAAUGGAGGAAGAGAAGAUGGAAUUGGUGUUGAUGAGAUACGAUACUGAGUAUUACAGACUCUCUUCAGACAUCGCUAAGGAAACUUGGGUUGUCGGCGGAAUUCAAGAUCCUCUGUCUCGAAGUCGAAGCUGGAAAAACUGAUUUUACAGGUCUACCGUUACUCACCAUUAAUCCCCGUAUUUUAUAUAUCUAAUUAAGUAUUUCAAUUAAUUUUUGAUACUUUUUUUUUUUUUUUGGUUUCUGGAGUUUCCUUGAUUCCCCUGUUUUGUAUCUCAACGGUUUUCCUUCUUUGUUUUCGUGUGUUUCAUCACAACGUUUGUAAUGUAAUGCAAAUAUGUACAUACAUGGCUUAUAUUUUUAAACAGAUAUGCUUAA